Molecule: messenger RNA, 1374 nt
Organism: Aspergillus terreus NIH2624
Lineage: Eukaryota; Fungi; Ascomycota; Eurotiomycetes; Eurotiales; Aspergillaceae
Product: NDT80 / PhoG like DNA-binding family protein
Exons: 1
Coding region: 1-1374 (457 amino acids)
Biological process (GO): meiotic cell cycle; positive regulation of transcription by RNA polymerase II
Cellular component (GO): nuclear chromosome
Molecular function (GO): DNA-binding transcription factor activity; DNA binding
Source: RefSeq, a predicted model, not a curated record
AUGCUGCUCGAUCCAGGACCCCGCCUCACACAACCCACGACCGAUGCGCCACCUUUCUAUGAAACUAAUGUCCUUCAUUCCAUCGUUGCGGGUAACCAAACGAUCAAGCCGGAGAUCCAGGCCAAGAUACACAAAGGCUUCUUUCUCGUCGAUGAUAAAUGGACCUGCUACCGGCGCAACUACUUUUCUGUCUCAUGUUCCUUCUCCUUGCAUCCGUGGACCCAUGCCCCUCUUUACCUCAAGUUUUCCGAUCAAAGCACUGAACGCAUCUUGGCCUUUUCCAUGUCCAUCUCGGCGAUUGUCAACGAACAACAUGGAGAGAUCAGGGAAUUGGUUCAACACACACCCAAACGCGAUAAACAGUCAGAGAGGAAACCAGCCAAGGUCAUCUUACAACCAUGCCAAGCACCGCCUCUGGUCUUGGGUCAUAGUACAGCGUCCAACGCCGCCCAGCAUGGGUUUUCCUUGAGCUCAGCCACGGCAUUGGGGCUCGACUACAACACCUCGUACAGCGCGCCCCCACCCACGCAGCCCCCGACUCAACACACCUUUGAGCGGAUCCAAUUCCAAAAGGCUACCGCCAACAAUGGCAAGCGUCGGGCGCAGCAGCAAUAUUACAAUCUGGUGGUCGAGCUCUAUGCGGAAAUUGCCAAUCCCGUCGGCGGGUCGGAAACCCAAUGGAUCAAAAUCGCCCGAAGGCCGUCUCAUCCAAUGGUCGUCCGUGGUCGCUCGCCGGGCCAUUACAAAGAUAGCCGGCGCGAUAGUUCGACGAGCAUGGGGCCCGAUGGGAGCAAUGGGGGCUCCGGCGAUGGCAGCGGUGGCACUGUCCUACCCCCCGGCAUCGGGCCUGCUGCACGGUCUCACUUGACCCUGAUGUCGUACGACUCGUCGCACCGCGGCGGGCCUCACUAUGGUCGGCCAGAUUACCAUCAAAUGACAGCGUCGGACCAGUCCUCCAUGAGCGAGAGUCCGCAUGUAUCGUCAUCGUCGUCCUCCACCUUUGAUAUUAGCGUUCUCAAUGACUCGAUGGACCCGAUGGAUUCCAUUAAGCCGUCGCCCAGUAUGGAAUCAUACCAGGAUGCCGGGUUCGGGAUGAUGGAAGACAGGAAAGCCAGCCAUCAGUAUCGCGGUCCACUGCACCAGUUCGAGUACGAUGCUGUUUCCAAAGACGCGGAGCAACACAACACCAGCUUUCCUGAGCAAUUCGAUUCGAUGAUUAACAUGAUCCCCACCGAACAAAGGGAUUCGCAUUUUCUGAAACAGCCCUCUCGAAUCCCUGGCAUGUAUCAUUCUGGCCCGGGUGGCUACGAUCCGGUCUACUCCACUCGCGGCGAGGAUGGUCGGUUCCCGAGCUCCCAAAGCCUGUGUGCUUGA